Molecule: messenger RNA, 1397 nt
Organism: Budorcas taxicolor (takin)
Lineage: Eukaryota; Metazoa; Chordata; Mammalia; Artiodactyla; Bovidae
Gene: CEBPB
Product: CCAAT enhancer binding protein beta
Exons: 1
Coding region: 300-1355 (351 amino acids)
Biological process (GO): DNA-templated transcription; regulation of cell differentiation; regulation of transcription by RNA polymerase II
Molecular function (GO): DNA-binding transcription factor activity, RNA polymerase II-specific; RNA polymerase II cis-regulatory region sequence-specific DNA binding
Source: RefSeq, a predicted model, not a curated record
GAGGGAGGGGCCGCCGCCGGGCGUGACGCAGCCGUUGCUAUGGCCCGCCUUUAUAAAUAAACGGGCUCGGGAGAAACUUUAGCGAGUCAGAGCCGCGCACGGGACCGGGAAGGGGACCCACCCGAGGGUCCGGCCGGCAGCCCCCCGCACUGAUAGCGGCCACCCCGGAGCAGCGGCGGCGGCAGCAGCAGCAGCAGCGGCGGCGACACAGCAGCGACUGUUCGGAGCCGGGAGGCCGCGCCACCUGCGGGCCGGCCGGCGCGGGCAGCCCCAGGCCCCCUCCCCGGGCACCCGCGUUCAUGCAACGCCUGGUGGCCUGGGACCCAGCAUGUCUCCCCCUGCCGCCGCCGCCGCCCGCCUUUAAAUCCAUGGAAGUGGCCAACUUCUACUACGAGGCGGACUGCUUGGCUGCUGCGUACGGCGGCAAGGCGGCCCCCGCGGCGCCCCCGGCGGCCAGACCCGGGCCGCGCCCCCCCGCCGGCGAGCUGGGUAGCAUCGGAGAGCACGAGCGCGCCAUCGACUUCAGCCCCUACCUGGAGCCGCUGGGCGCGCCGCAGGCCCCGGCACCCACCACGGCCACGGACACCUUCGAGGCGGCUCCGCCCGCGCCCGCCCCCGCGCCCGCCUCCUCCGGGCAGCACCACGACUUCCUCUCCGACCUCUUCUCCGACGACUACGGGGGCAAGAACUGCAAGAAGGCGGCCGAGUACGGCUACGUGAGCCUGGGCCGCCUGGGGGCCGCCAAGGGCGCGCUGCACCCGGGCUGCUUCGCGCCCCUGCACCCGCCGCCGCCGCCGCCGCCGCCGCCGCCGCCGCCGGCGGAGCUCAAGGCGGAGCCGGGCUUCGAGCCCGCGGACUGCAAGCGGAAGGAGGAGGCCGGAGCUCCGGGCGGCGGCGCCGCGGGCAUGGCGGCCGGCUUCCCGUACGCGCUGCGCGCCUACCUCGGCUACCAGGCGGUGCCGAGCGGCAGCAGCGGGAGCCUGUCCACGUCCUCGUCGUCCAGCCCGCCCGGCACGCCGAGCCCCGCCGACGCCAAGGCACCCCCGGCCGCCGCCGCCUGCUACGCGGGGGCGGCGCCGGCGCCCUCGCAGGUCAAGAGCAAGGCCAAGAAGACGGUGGACAAGCACAGCGACGAGUACAAGAUCCGGCGGGAGCGCAACAACAUCGCGGUGCGCAAAAGCCGCGACAAGGCCAAGAUGCGCAACCUGGAGACGCAGCACAAGGUCCUGGAGCUCACGGCCGAGAACGAGCGGCUCCAGAAGAAGGUGGAGCAGCUGUCGCGCGAGCUCAGCACCCUGCGGAACUUGUUCAAGCAGCUGCCCGAGCCCCUGCUCGCCUCCUCCGGCCACUGCUAGCGCGGCCCCCGUGCGCGUCCCCCGCGGCCGGCCGGCCGGCCC